Messenger RNA from Pimephales promelas (fathead minnow), 1502 nucleotides. It is a transcript of the gene ccnd3, whose product is annotated as cyclin D3. Lineage: Eukaryota; Metazoa; Chordata; Actinopteri; Cypriniformes; Leuciscidae. The record is from RefSeq and is a predicted model, not a curated record.
CACACACACACACACACAGUGAUUUCAAUGCCGCGUGUCCGCGGUUCGUCGGUGAGGUUUAGUUUUCUGUAUAAAAAACUUUAUGUCCAUAAUAAUUUAUGUAAGCUCGCUACGACGCCAGUAAAACAUACAAAAAGCCGCCAGCAGCCAUGAUGACAACGACGAUGAAUUUCUUCUGUAGUUUUUAUUGGCAGUUGGCCGUCAAGCUGAGUAAUGCGCGAUGCGUUACUGUCCGCAUCCACGGUAAUAAUAGAGAUUUUGUUUACAUUUUUUGCCGCUCCAGUCAGAAAGACUGAGAGAAAAUUAAAACAAGUUAAAUUUAUUUUUUAAAAACCUAAAAUAUUCGGGACUUUUAACAAAACUUUCGAGGCUUAAAGCCCAAUUAGCCACCCCCUCGCUCCGCCCCUAUAGUUUGUAGGCCCCUUUAGAGUUCUUUUGACGUAAAUCCCGCCUGACUGAUUCUUUAACCGGCGAUCUGUGAUGGAGUUAUUCUGUCACGAACACUUCAAACUGGACUCGAGUUCUCAGAUAAAGUCCAGACCGGUUCGGGCGUUCAGAGACGCGGUUCUGAUCCAAGAUAAGCGGGUCUGUCAGAACCUGUUGAGCUCGGAGAGACCGAACAUCGUUAAACCCGGCACCGAACCGACCGACGUGCAGCCCUACAUGCGGAGAAUCCUGACCGGGUGGAUGCUUCAGGUGUGUGAGGAUCAGAAGUGUGAGGAGGAGGUGUUUCCCCUGGCCGUUCACUACCUGGACAGGUACAUGUCCCAGAAUGCCCUGCGUAAAUGCCACCUGCAGCUUCUGGGAACCGUCUGCAUGUUCCUGGCCUCCAAACUCCGGGAAUCGGUUCCUCUGAGCGCCGACAAGCUGUGCGUGUACACGGACCACGCCGUCACCGUCCCCGAGAUCCUGCAGUGGGAGGUGCUGCUGGUGUCGCGGCUCCGCUGGGAUCUGGCCUCAGUGCUGCCCUCUGACUUCCUGGAGCCGUUACUGCAGGUGCUGCCGCUCGAAGUGCAGAACCACCCGGCCCUGAGGAGACACACACACUCCUACAUCGCCCUGAGCGCCACAGAGCUGAAGUUCUCGGUCUUCGCUCCGUCACUGGUGGCCUGUUCGUGUCUGACGGCGGCUGUUUUUCGACUGAAUCUCCUGAAAGACUCGCUCAGCGCCGACGACCUCCUGCAACUCCUCAGGAACGUCCUGGACCUCGACAUGGCUUCUCUGCGUCAGUGCUUCUCGUCUCUGGAGGAAACCAUUGGGCGGACGCUGCCGUCUACACCUGCGGACCGGGACGUCCCACCCGCGGACCAGCUCUAGCCAUCCCAGGGUUCCCAGUUCCACUGCACUGCUUGACCACGGCCACGUUCGUAUUUUAUCUAGCGGAUGCUCUUUUGUCAAACACACACGCUGCUGAUUUUAGUCAAUGAUUAAUUCUACACUUGACAUGUAACUUUUCUCCAUUUUAAACUUGAAAUUUGUGAAAAUAAAAUAUGAGGCUGGUG